AUGUAUAAAACGGCAAAAAGAACGCCGCGUUUCCGUUCCGGUGAAACUACAUAUAUAAAUCUGGGUAUACGGAUUACGUUGUUAAACGGCGAGAAACGAUAUUCGUUUACAGCCGUUUUCUGCCUUAAACGGCGUUCGGAAUCAUCGACCUGGGAUGGUCAAAUUGAAAGAAAUAUUCAUCAUGAACAAUUAAAACGGCAAUUAGAAGAAAAACCAGCUUUGAAAGAAGAUGAGAUUGAAGUACAACUGGCAAAGCCUUAUAAUUUAAUUCAAGAGAAAUUUCAAGUGAACAUACGUGAUUUAAGAUCACUCAAGAGAGACCGAAAUGCAAUUGCACAUACUCGAAGAAAAUCCGAUGUUGAACAACGAGCACUCAUCGAAAAAGCCCGUCGUAUAAACAUGCCUUCUGAUUUUAAACAUAAAAAAGUUUUUUAUACUAUAAUUGAUGAACUUGAUGGGAAAUUCCAUCGAAUGUCAUAG
Messenger RNA from Adineta steineri, 480 nucleotides. NCBI's taxonomy places the organism in Eukaryota, Metazoa, Rotifera, Eurotatoria, Adinetida, Adinetidae. The record is from the annotation of a GenBank genome assembly.